Messenger RNA from Ipomoea nil (Japanese morning glory), 669 nucleotides. RefSeq names its product 1-Cys peroxiredoxin A-like. The record is from RefSeq and is a predicted model, not a curated record. Gene Ontology annotation, molecular function: peroxiredoxin activity. Gene Ontology annotation, cellular component: cytosol; mitochondrion. Lineage: Eukaryota; Viridiplantae; Streptophyta; Magnoliopsida; Solanales; Convolvulaceae. Gene Ontology annotation, biological process: cell redox homeostasis. The transcript has 3 exons.
AUGCCAAAUCUCACCAUCCGCGACGAGAUCCCUAAACUUGAAGUUGAAACCACCCAUGGCAGCUUCAAGCUCCAUGACUACAUAGACACCUCCGUUGUCCUCUUCUCUCACCCUGGUAUGUAUUCAUGCAAUGGGUUUUGUUGUUUUUCUGUUUUCUUGAUUUUCGGGUGACUGAACUGAACUGAUGGGUCUGAGCGUGGAGUGAAGCUGCUUGGUUUGUCCUGCGACGAAGUCGAGUCUCACAAGGCAUGGAUCAAGGACAUUGAAGCUUACACUAAAGGCCACAAGGUCGGAUACCCCAUCAUCGCUGAUCCCGACAGGAAACUCAUUAAGUUUCUCAACAUGGUUGAUCCCGACGAGAAGGACUCCGCCGGCAACCAGGUUCCUUCCCGGGCUCUCCACAUCGUUGCCGCCGACAAGAAGAUUAAGAUGAGCUUUCUGUAUCUGGCGAGCACUGGCCGGAACAUGGAUAAAGUGAUAAGGGUGUUGGAUUCGCUGAAACUUGUGGCGAAGCACAAGAUUGCGAUGCCGGUGAACUGGAAGCCCGGAGAGGCGGUGGUUAUCUCUCCCAGCGUCUCAACCGACGAGGCCAAGAAGCAGUUCUUACAGGGGUUCAACACCGUCGAUCUCCCCUCCGGCAAGGAUUAUCUCUGCCUUGUCACCCAUUAA